AUGACGGCAGCCGACACGGCCCGUCAGCUUGCCGAGCUGUCCUUGUUGCUGAAGGCGCUGCCGGCCCGAUAUCUGUCGGUGGCCGAGCUGCACGCCAGGGCCGAGUACGUCGACGCGGUGGACAAGUGCGGCCAGCUGGAGAGGGCAAAGGAAGCGGCCAGGAAGGACGUCGAAGACAUGAAGAAAGGUCAGCUGGGAGAGACAUCCAUAAAUCCAUCGGUCGAUCGGCUGCUCUGCUGUUCUGUCUGCGUCUUCACUUCCCCAUUCACCGAUCGGUGUGUGUGUGUGUGAGUGUCAGCGUGUGCUGAGGCUGAGGAGAGGAUCGCAUCGAUCAGACGGGAGACGCGACAAGUGCGUGUGUGUCUCUGUGUGUCUGCCCCACUCAUUCAUUCAUUCAUUCAUUUAUUCGGUGUCUCUCUCGCUGCCAGGUCUAUGCCCACAUUUCUCAACUGACCUGCGACCUCCACAAGACACAACAGGUCUGACUUCAUGACCCACACAUCCAUCCAUCCACAAAUCCUCGCUGCUGUGUGCUGUCCAUCUAUGUGUGUGCAGGAGCAGCACGAGUGCGAGGCCAAGUGGCAAUCGCUGCAAAAACGUCUGGCCGCCGCACAGCAAGUCACCAAACAAACAAAGAUGCAGACACAGACACAGAGACAGGCGAUAGAUGCUCUCGGUGUGUGUGGCUCAGGAGCAUGACGUCAUGCUCAGACACGAGGACAAGACCGCCAAAAUGACAAAUGAAAACAAAGUGAGAAGAGGCUGCUUUGGCAGCAUCUCACCUGUCUGUCUGUCUGUCUGUCUCAAGGUCUGUCUGUCUGUCUGUCAUUGUGCUUGCUGCAGAGCGAAGACGAGACACACAGUAGGCCCCCGACAAUGCGCACAAACGAGCGGCGCAACAACUACAAGAAGCAGCGCCGGUCAGCCAGCCCGUCCUCAUGGUGUCGGCCGAUGUGACUGACGCACACAAAGUGAGUGCCUAAAUUGUCCUUGGUGCGUGCAGGUCGUUUUAUGACGUCCCGCAAGUCAUCAACAGACCGACGGACGACGGCCACGCGGUGAGACAGGCGAAGGGCGUAGAUCGUGUGUGGUGACGCACGAGUUGGCGGCUGUGUGUCUUGUCUUGUGGAGUGGAUCUGUCCGACAUGAUGCAGUCGGGCGGUGUGUGAUGAGAUGUCAACCGAAUGAAGAGCUCACUUGUCAGCU
This is a messenger RNA of Vitrella brassicaformis, 1206 nucleotides long. The record is from the annotation of a GenBank genome assembly. NCBI's taxonomy places the organism in Eukaryota, Vitrellaceae.